Staurois parvus is the source of this 312-nucleotide messenger RNA. Lineage: Eukaryota; Metazoa; Chordata; Amphibia; Anura; Ranidae. The record is from the annotation of a GenBank genome assembly.
CACCCAUCAGUGCCCAGCAGUGUCACCCAUCAGUGCCCAGCAGUGCCGCCUGUCAGUGCUGCCCAGCAGUGCCACCUGUCAGUGCCCAGCAGUGUUUCGCCCAUCAGUGCUGCCCAUCAGUGCCACCCAUCAAUGAUGCCCAGCAGUGCCGCUGAUCAGUGCCAUCUGUCAUGCCCAUCAUUGCUGCAUAUCAGUGCAUCAUCAGUGCCUCCUCAUCAAUGCCCACCAGUGCCGCCUCAUCAGUGCUACCUAUCUGUGCCGCCUCAUCAAUGCCCAUCAGUGCUGCCUAUUAGUGCAGCCUCACCAACGCAC